This is a messenger RNA of Populus nigra (black poplar), 958 nucleotides long. RefSeq lists its product as uncharacterized. NCBI's taxonomy places the organism in Eukaryota, Viridiplantae, Streptophyta, Magnoliopsida, Malpighiales, Salicaceae. Bases 111 to 719 code for a protein of 202 amino acids. The transcript has a single exon. The record is from RefSeq and is a predicted model, not a curated record.
GAGUGCAUAGGUACUUGUAAAUUCUUAGGUGCUCCCUCCCUCUCUUUCAUUUCUGUACCCUUCUAUCUUGUCUAGUCUCUGAAAACCAACAAUAUUCCCAUCAAUCCAAGAUGCUUAGGAGCGCUACUCCAGACGUGGACCAUCCACAAAAAGCCCUCCAAAUGAAGCAAGAUGACAAGUUUUUCUCCAGGCUUAUGUCCAAAGAGAACUCCAUGGCUAAUCCUUCUUUUAGAGUGUACUAUGGUGGAGUAUCUGUUGCUGUCCCGUUUGUGUGGGAGUCUCAGCCUGGUACCCCCAAGUACACAUUUUGUGAAAAAACACUCCCUCCUCUAACUCCACCUCCCUCUUACUAUACAAAUUCUAAUAAAAAACCCACCAAGAAUCACUCAAGAUCCAAUCUUUUACGCUUCCUGUUCCCAAGGAACAAUCUCAGGAAAACCAAUGUGUCCUCUUCAGCAACCAAUCUGUCAACAUCCCCAUCUUCUGCAUCAUGGUCAUCAUUGACUUCAUCGAGUAAUCUUCGUUCUUUGAGCACUCCAAGAAAGUACCAUGAGAGGAGCGGGUUUUCUAGCCGUGGAUCAUCAUUUGAUUCAUGGGUUUUUGAUGAUUUUGAAGAAUCACACAAUAUGGGAUCAUCACCUUCUUCAAAAUUGUGCUUUGGCAUCAGUGGGAGAAGUACUAGUACUGGUGGGCUUCGAGGAUGCUAUGGUGUGUGGUAAUCAAUGGUUAGUCAACAGUGUUUGAUCUGGCCUAGCUAGGUACUGCCCAGAAAUUCUCAACAUGUUUAUGCUAUAUGUUUUUAAUCUUUGUUGGUCUUAAUUUUUCUAUGGUUGUGUGGCAUGAACAACCAAAACUAAUGAGAUGUAUCUUGAAUGUUGUCAAAAACAUAGCUAGUUUAUUUUGCUAUUGUGAUGUAUCUACUUAAUUCAGCAUCUCAAUUAUUAGAACUUCAUCAUCA